AUGUCGAAUCCAUGGCCGUUUCAAGAUCGUCGUGGUAUGUUCCAAGCGGGCAAGAUGGUGCACGAACCUAGCAGUCCACCAGCACGUCGUUCUUCAGGCAGUGGAGGCGUCACCGAAGCCAUAAGAAGAGGCUCAACGAGCAGCAACAGCGGCCUUGAUAAGACUACCAGCAAUACCAGCACGAACAGUGCAUCGUCUCCACCACCAACGACUCAAGGCCAACGCAGGAAGUCCUCGACCUCUGGCGGCCUCUUCGGUAACCUCACAAAUAUGAAAAGGGGAGCUGACAAUCGAGGAGAAGACUAUCACGAGCGUAGGGAGAGCCAUGGUGACAGCCAAGCUGGUGGUGCUUUCAGCGGCUGGUACAACAAGACAUUCAGAGGUGUCCAGCAACCGCAGUCAGCGUCCACGAGUGAUGCACCAGAGAAGCGAGGGGUGAUGGAAUGA
Lithohypha guttulata is the source of this 447-nucleotide messenger RNA. RefSeq lists its product as uncharacterized. The coding region runs from base 1 to 447 and encodes 148 amino acids. The record is from RefSeq and is a predicted model, not a curated record. Lineage: Eukaryota; Fungi; Ascomycota; Eurotiomycetes; Chaetothyriales; Trichomeriaceae. The transcript is spliced from 2 exons.